This is a messenger RNA of Oncorhynchus gorbuscha (pink salmon), 3498 nucleotides long. Its product is annotated as alkaline phosphatase-like. Lineage: Eukaryota; Metazoa; Chordata; Actinopteri; Salmoniformes; Salmonidae. Gene Ontology annotation, molecular function: alkaline phosphatase activity. The record is from RefSeq and is a predicted model, not a curated record. Gene Ontology annotation, cellular component: plasma membrane. Gene Ontology annotation, biological process: dephosphorylation. The transcript has 12 exons. Bases 184 to 1764 code for a protein of 526 amino acids.
GGGUGGUGGGAUAUCAACCGCUAUUCUCAGCCCUCAUAACAGAGCUGGUGCAUAGGCGUAUAAAAGAGCGACAGGAUGACACAGACAUAAGUGUUUUGCUACAGAAGCUUAAAUAGAACCCGAAACUCCCUCUAGUUUGGGACGUGGUAUGUGAUAACACUACAGAGAUAGAGCGAAAGCAUCAUGAAGGUGACAAUCCUGCUCAUCUGCUCCUGCCUGGCCUGGGAAGGCCUUGGGAAGCCACAGUUUCCUGACCAAGAGAAAGAUCCUCUGUUCUGGAACACAUGGGCUCAGCGUACUUUGAAGAAUGCCCUCACACUUCAGAAGCUCAAUCAAAACACUGCAAAGAACCUCAUCCUCUUCCUUGGUGAUGGAAUGGGCAUUCCCACAGUGACGGCAGCACGAAUACUGAAGGGGCAGCUGAGCAGACAGAGCGGGGAAGAGACCCAGCUGGAGAUGGACAAGUUCCCCUUUGUUGCGCUUUCCAAGACAUAUAACACCAAUGCCCAGGUUGCAGACAGUGCGGGUACAGCCACAGCAUACCUCUGUGGGGUGAAGGCCAACGAGGGCACUGUGGGUGUGAGUGCAGCUGCCGUACGUUCCCAGUGCAACACCACACAGGGCAACGAGGUCACCUCCAUCCUCAGAUGGGCCAAGGAAGCCGGCAAGUCAGUGGGAAUAGUCACGACAACGCGUGUGAACCAUGCCACCCCCAGUGCAGCCUAUGCCCACUGUGUGGACAGGGACUGGUACUCCGAUGGAGAGAUGCCCGCUGAGGCAGUACAGGCGGGCUGCAAGGACAUCGCCAGGCAGCUCUUUGAGAACAUUCCUAACAUUGAUGUGAUUAUGGGAGGAGGGAGGAAGUACAUGUUCCCCAAAAACCAGUCAGAUGUGGAGUAUCCUGGAGAGAAGAAACACUUCGGUACCCGCAUCGAUAGAAGGAACUUGGUGGAGGAGUGGAAUAACCGAAUGAAAAACAAGAACGCCAACUAUGUAUGGAACAAGAAGGAACUUUUAUCGCUAAAUCCUAAUAGUGUGGAUUACCUUUUGGGUCUGUUUGAGCCUGGAGAUCUUCCCUAUGACCUGGAGAGAAACAAUGAGACAGAUCCUUCACUGACCGAGAUGGUGGAGGUGGCCAUUAAGAUCCUGAAGAAAAACCCCAGCGGAUUCUACCUGCUGGUGGAGGGGGGGCGCAUCGACCACGGACAUCACGAGGGUAAAGCCAAGCAGGCCCUGCAUGAGGCAGUGGAGAUGGACCGGGCCAUUGGCCACGCCGGCCUCAUGACCAGCAUAUAUGACACAAUGACUGUCGUCACUGCUGACCACUCUCACAUGUUCAACUUUGGAGGCUACACUCCAAGGGGGAACACAAUUUUUGGACUGGCUCCCAUGUUGAGUGAUGUGGACCAGAAGCCCUUCACAGCCAUCUUAUAUGGGAAUGGACCAGGGUUUAAAGUAGUCAAUGGUCUGAGAGAGAACGUCUCCACCCUUGACUAUGAGGAAAAUAACUACAAGGCCCAGUCUGCAGUGCCGCUGAGUAUGGAGACUCAUGGAGGAGAGGAUGUGGCUGUGUUUGCUAAGGGCCCUAUGGCUCACCUGCUGCACGGUGUCCAUGAGCAGAACUACAUUCCCCAUGUCAUGGCUUAUGCUGCCUGCAUUGGCCAGAACAGAGACCACUGCAUGUCAUCCAGUGGAGCCUCUAGUCUCAGCGCUGCACUGCCCAGCCUGACAGCUCUCCUCACACUCAUCUGUCUCCUCUGCUGACCUUUCACCCCAACCCUCCUCCUGCACUACCCCCACCCCUCCUCUCUGUAUAUAUGUAUUACUCCCACACCUUUUUUUAUAGUGUGGAUAUUAUGCAGAUUGGAUUCUUUCUCGAUUGCUGAUUUUUUAAAAUCAUUCUGUACAGUUUAAUGACUUUGGGACCAAUGUAAGGGCAUUUAAAAAACCAACUUUAUAAGAGGUUUUAAAAAUAGGUUCUAUUUGACUCAACAUUCCAUGACGUACAUUAAGGCAUUGUUGGCAGAAUAGAUGGAUGCAGUUCAAUGCAUGAUUAAUAUAAUUCACCAAUACAUUUGGUGUAAAUACAUUAUGUUGUACAUCACAACUGGCCUCCAUUCGGGAUGCACUGUUUCAUUUUCAAUGACUAAAUAUUUUGAACAAAAACUGACGAUUGUAACUAAGGCUGGGAAUGUCAAUACAAUCAAACUAGCAAGGGCAAUGAUCACAAGUCAGACAUAAUGUGGCUAAUAUGCUAGGGUAUCUAUUUAUGUAGCUAGCUAAAAACACAGAGCCUAGCGUUAGCUAGAUAGCUAGCUAGCUGCUAGGAGGAUGUGAGUGAGGACAUUCACCGACUUUUUCCCCUCAUGUAAUUUUUUUGAUGGCUACACAGCUAGAGAUGCACGUGUCAUUUGGUUAGCUAGAAAUAAAUGUGAAUCGUUUUGAUUGGUAGCUAUGCUGAAUGCCUGUUAUCCAGUUAGCAUUUCUCUUGCGUUCACAAAUUCACUAUGGCUAGCCAUCUACUCCAAUUUCAGAGUGCUCUGAGCGUGCCAGAGCGCUGAAUAACUGAUGAUUUUACAAACACGCAAGACCUGCUGAAUAAGACCGGUGUCAGUAACCGUAGGCCAAAAAAGUUAUAGUUAUUCAUGAAUGCUCUAUAUAACAUGUAAACAGCCUAAUCAGCUCUGCUCGGCGAGUAAAAUUGUCAAUGAGUUGUUCUCUCAUUUGUGUCUGGUAGUAGCUAGCUAGCAAGCUUAUUAACUUUGGCCAGUUACCUUGGGUGCUUGGUUGGGACAACGCAUGCAUUGGUAGGAAAGCUGCAGAAGGACAAGUAGGCUAUUCCCCAUCGUUUAUCAGUGCAAUUCUGAUGGCCAACAAGCUCAAAUAUUUUAGAGGUUUAUUGUUGCUGUGCAUAUACGUUAGGGAAAAAAAUAGGAUAUCACUUUAUUUCUACUGUAACAUAUAGGAUAGGUUGUGUUAUUUUACUUUGGUAUUGAUCACUAUUCAGGUAACACUGAAACUAUGUGAAGAAUUCUGUCAUAUCAGUUGGUUUAAGAGAAGGGUAUAUCUCUGAAUGUAUAUCAAUCAUUGUAUGGGGUAAAUAACCUCCCAGUAUUAAUGACAAAGCAGUGUUGCUGCCCACCUUGUUGUCUGUCAAUUCCAUGACUAUGGAUCAGGCUACUUUUCAAAGAAGCCAGUUCUUUUCCUAAAUUAGAAACCUAAUGUAACAUUUCCCUAGUUUUGAAUAUGAAUAUAUUAAAACAGUAUAUACAAACAGUAAACAGAAUUUACAUAGAUUCCCAAAACAAUCGUGUAAACGUUACAAUAAGGAAAGUAGAUGCUAUUUUGUAUGUAUGGUUUAAACAAACAAACCAAAACAAUGAAUUCCAUGUUCUUUGUACGUACUUCCCGAAAGCACUGAAUGAAAAGUCACCCCCUGUCAGAAUUUCAUAGAAAUAAUUUAGCCAAUAAAGGAAGUCCUGUUGGUUUUUCUGAAAA